AUUUAUAAAAUAGUGGGGACAUUUGGUAUGGUAGGACAAAAGUCUGAGGGUUUUCAGCUUGAAAAGUUCGGGUGUUUUCAGUGCAUUUCCAGCAACUAUAAUCAUAUCAGUACCAUCAAGAUACCACUUUAUUCCAGACUUUUUUAUCUACAUGCACAAAGUAUAUAUCAAAGUCUAAUACUGAGUUGCUGGGCAGGAGGAAAAGAGGAAGACCACAGACAAGACUCAUGGAUGUAGUGAAGGAGGACAUGCAGAGGGCUGGUGUGACAGAGGAGGAUAUACAAUGGAGACGAUAGAUUAUCGUUGUGAAAAAUGUGGACAGAGAUUCUCAGACAGUGGCGUGUUUGUCUCUCACCCCUGUUCACAAAGACAAAUCGCUCCAUCCAGUAAAGUGCAGCUGGACAGAUUCAAGUGUUCUCGGUGCACUGAGGUCUUUUCCAAACCAGCUGCUCUUAAACAUCACUUUAAAACCAGCCACAGUGACCCAGACCUGACAGGCCCAUUCUCCUGCUCUGAGAAAGGCUGCCACUUCAGUGUCUCGGACCGUAACGAGUAUCAAGCCCACAUAAUAUCUACACAUGGCCUCACUCUUGUUCCCUGCACCUACCGGGCUUGUAAAGCGUCAUUCCUCACACAGGCUGAGAUGGAAAGCCAUCGGAAAGGCCACAUGCCCUUUGGCUGCUUUCACUGCCAGUUUGUCUCUCAAAAUGCUAAAACCCUGAGUGGCCACCUCUUGGAGCACAAACAUCUGCCAAAUAUUGCUCAAGUGAAUGAGCAGGAGCCAACACUGAUGGGCUCUAAGGAAAGCUGCCUGUCUGAGGUCAGCGUGUCACAAAGAAAAAAUCCAGCUUGUGGGCUGGAGGAACAGCCCGAGAGGCCAGGUGGCAUGAAAGACACGACUUUAGCAGGAGAUGCUACAUCAGUGCCAUCCAAAGAGUACCUUGCAGAGGGAUCGGAGCACAUCUAUCGCACCCACACCUGCCCCAAGUGUCGUCGCUGCUUCAAAAUGCGCUCUCACCUCCAAGAGCACCUUCGUUUGCAUUUCCCCGACCCAAGUCUCCAGUGUCCCACCUGCAAGCGUUACUUCACCAGCAAGAGCAAGCUGCGUGUUCACAGGCUCAGAGAGGCCGGUGAAAAGAUCCACCGGUGCCACUUGUGCGAGUAUUCCGCCGUGGAGAGGAGCUCAAUCCGGCGCCAUCUAAUCAGCGUGCACGCCGGAGAUGGCGAAAACGGUUACAGCUACAUUUGUCCGACCUGUGGGGGAAGCUUUCACCUGAGCAGUGCAUUGAAGGCUCACAUGAAGUCGCAUAACAUCCUGUCUGACAGCCAACCCUUGGCCUGCUUCCAGGAGGGUUGUUCUUUCCAGAGUUCUCAUCACAAAGACCUCAUUAGACACUCUGCCGAGGCACAUGGAGUCAAAGCAGUGGAAUGCCGUCAUCACGCCUGCGGCGCCCUCUUUAAAAGCGAGACGGACAUGGAGGAUCACUAUCGGACGCACCUUGCCUAUCACUGCUCGGAGUGCGAUUUCUCUUGCUCCAAUAAAACAGUCUUCCUCCAGCACCAGCGGCUCGGUCAUGCAGGGCCUGAAAAGCUCAGCUGCGACUUCUGCUCCUUUGUCACGUUCAACCCCGUGGAGUUUGAGCAGCACCUCGGGCAUUUGCACGCCAAUGAGAAGAUCCACCGCUGCUCUCAGUGCAGCUACGUGACCUCGCACAAACGGGGUUUGAAGCGGCACAUGCUCAUGCACAGUGGUGAGAGGCCCCACAAGUGCAGCCUGUGUGAGUUCAAGUGCCGAGAUGAGUCCUACAUGUCCAAACACAUGCUCACUCACUCAGAUGAUAAGAACUUCAUGUGUGCCGAAUGUGGAUACGUCACCAAAUGGAAGCACUACCUUAACGUCCACAUGAGGAAACACGCAGGGGACCUCAGGUAUCCCUGUGAUCAGUGUCCAUAUCGCUGUCACCGCAUGGACCAGCUAAACAGCCACAAAUUACGGCACCAAGCCAAAUCACUCAUUUGUGAGAUCUGCGCUUACGCCUGCAAGCGCAAAUAUGAGCUUCGCAACCAUAUGUUGGCCAAACACUCCGGAAAGGACAGACAGUCGGCCGUGUUCAAGUGCAAAUACUGUACGUACACCACCUGCUACCGCCAGGCGCUUCAGAAUCACGAGAACUGCAAACACACCAAGCUGAAAGAGUUUCGCUGUGCCCUCUGCUUCUACUCCUCCUUUAGCAGCAUCAGCCUCUUCCUUCACAAGAGGAAAACCCACGGGUACGUGCCCGGGGACAAAGCGUGGCUGGACAACUACGCUGCAAAGGAGAAGGAGAGGAGCUCGGCUGAAUUCAUGCAGGAUUUUUACAACAAGCCUUCAGUUACUCACAAGCUGCCAGAAGGACCUCCACCUUCUGGUGCUCCUGAAGGUCAAAGAGACAAAGUCCUGCCUGACCACGAUGGCAGCAGAGAAACGUCUCCUGCUUCACAACCUGAGGAAGUUUUUGAUGUUGUUUCUCAGGAGACCAUUACAGAAAGCCUGACGCCCAUCGGCAGUCCUGAGGAAUACUGUACCCUCGUUCUAACUGCACUCUCCACCUCUGACUUUCAAACCCCCUCUGAAAACUCUGCAAGGGCUCCUACUUUAGAUUCUAACAGGCCCGAGGCAUCACAAGUAAAAGCAGACCUCUCAUCAGAGGAACAUGAUGAAGAUAUACAUGAUAGCUACGAGCCUCUAAAUAACACAGCUGAACCGGUUGAGCCCGGAGACUGUCAGACACCUGACAGAAACUGUAAAACAAUCAGUCCCACUUUUCCACCUGAGCACAGUCAGCCCUUACAAUCUGAGGUGCGUCUGAAUGCUAUGAAAAAGUACGACAAGGACCAAGCAGAGGCCAUGGUUUUAGAGGGACGGGUGCAGAUGCUUGUGGUGCCAGCUGAAGGUGUUUACCGCUGUGAGAAAUGCUCUUAUGUCACCUGCAGAGAGAGCGCUUUGAGGAACCACUGCCAAGCUCUGUGCCACCGCAGGAUGAAGGGCCACAAGUGUCAGGCCUGCGGUGCGCAGUUCAAACAGAGGCGGGGCCUCGAUGGCCACCUUAAAAAGAAGUGCCCAGCCCUCCCACGGAAAACAAGGACAUUUGUAGGCAUUUCAGAAAUAAGUGUGGCUCCAAAGGAGAGCUGUACUGUAGAUCAGGAGGGAUCCAAUUCAGAUCAGACAGAGCAAAAUAAAAUUUCCACUCAUCCUGAGUGUACAUCUCAUUCUAAGACCUUUGUUACUGAUGAUGCUGCUACAUCCAGUGCAUCCGAAAACCAGCAAACCGAAAGUCAGAAGAAACUGAUCUCCAGUAACAAACAGCAAAAGUCCCUUUAUAGUAAAAAAGGUGGGAAAUUCAGAUGCAAGCUGUGCAGCUUCUCAUCCGUCAGGCUCAUAACAGUUAGACGGCACCUCUCGACCUGCAGACGAAGAUUCAGGAAAAGGGAGAAUGAGACCAAUUCAGAAGCAGGUGAUGAAGGUGGGAAUGAGUCAAUCAAAGAAAGAGAAGAGCUGGUGGAGAAACUCGACGAAGACCUUGUAAAAGUUUCUAAGAAACGUCAAAUUUUUGGCUGUCCAAGCUGUGCAUUUAAGUGCAGUCAGAAGAGAGCUUUGGACAGCCAUGAAAGAAAAGGCUGCAUGAGGCCCGGUGAAGUACAGUGCUCUCUCUGUUCAUUUGUAGCCAAAUCUAAAGUUUCUUUGACCCGGCACAGUUUAUGUGUUCAUCGCAAGGUAAAGUUCGGCGCCGCCAAACCCAAACGUCUGCACUGCCAGUACUGCACUUUCAGCUGCAAACAGCAGCGCUGCAUGACGCAGCACAUUGCACUCAAACACAAAGGUGCACGACCUCACCGCUGCCGCUUCUGCCCCUUCAGCACCACGCGGUGCUACCGCUUGGAAGAGCACGAGUCUCUUCACACAGGUGUCGGCCGUCACUGCUGUGACGUGUGUGACAAAACCUUUGGGGCGGUGACCAAAUUGCGCCAGCACAAGAGACGCAUUCACGACAAACGGCCCACGCACUUCUGCUCGUUGUGCGACUUCAGCAGCUACACGCUCGACGACGUGAGACGCCACAACCGCAGGUGCCACACGGGGGAGCUGCAGCAUGUUUGCACCCACUGUGAUGCUCAGUUUAGCUCAGAGGUCGCUUUGAGAAACCACUGCAAGCGUGUGCACCAGCUCCAGGUGUGUUUCUCAUGCAAGCAGUGUGACUACACCUGCAGCAGCGACAUCACACUGAGGGCCCACCAGCAGAGCAAGCACCCCCAGGUGAAAUGCAACACCUGCCAGGAGUCAUUUGAAACUAAGGAAAGCCUCGAGCUUCAUCAGAGAGCUCACCUGGCACAUCAGUGUCACGUGUGUCCCUUUGCUACCAAAACGAGGCAGCUGCUGGCUCAACACCUCCUGAACGAACAUGAGGAGGGACCUGCGGAGGACAAGGCACUAAGGUGCAGCACCUGCCAGUUUGCUUGUCACCAUCAGCUGGUCCUGGAGCAGCACCUCCGCUCGCACGGAACCAAGCGCUUGUACAAAUGCACCGACUGCCAGUACUCGACCAGGAACAAGCAGAAGAUCACGUGGCACAUUCGCAUCCACACUGGGGAGAAGCCUUACAGCUGUGAGGAGUGCAGCUACACCUGCACCGAUCCAUCGAGGCUGAAGCUUCACAUGAGAGUUCACCAAGAAGAGAAGAAGUACCUUUGUCCGGAGUGCGGCUACAAGUGCAAAUGGGCGACUCAGCUGAAAUACCACAUGACCAAGCACACAGGAGAGAAGCCGUACGCCUGUGAUGAGUGCGACUACCGCACUAACAGAGCAGACGCUCUCCGCGCACACUGCGACACGCAGCACUGUGAUGUGCGCCCUUAUGUUUGCGAGAAGUGCGGCAAAGCCUUCAAGACUAGCUUCAUACUGAAGACUCACCAGCGCCAGCACAGCGAUGAUCGGCCAUACACGUGCGGGUUGUGCCCGAAGGCUUUCAGGUGGCCGGCGGGUCUCAGACAUCACUACCUGUCUCACACCAAGCAGCAACCUUUCAGCUGUCGCCACUGCUCCUACAAAGCCAAGCAAAAGUUCCAGGUGGUCAAGCAUCUGCAAAGGCAUCAUCCAGACACGCCAGCAGAGGACGGUGUGGUAAGAGACUCAGAAGCUGGAGGCUUCACCCUGAAGGAGGCUCUAGAGGGGACUCUGGAUAAAAGAGCAGAAGAAGCAGCCAAUGAGCUGCUUUCACCAGCCAAUGAGGUACAGGAGGUCACUGAAGAGGUCGAGCCAGGAAUAAACCCUGAAGAGAGAGAGAGUAACUGGUGACAUAGCUGGUAAAUGCUGAUGUUUGAUUAGUUGAUUUUAAUGUCUUGCCAAGCCUAAUAAGACUCUUAGUACACAUAUUAAGAGAGAAUGUAAAGACGGGUCAUUUCUUUGAAAAAUAAACAGUUCUUUAUAUCUUGUGAUAAUUUCCUAUAAUCAGAAUAUAAUUGUAUUAAAUAGAAAAUCACCAUAUGAGAUGCCACAACUGUGCUGCCAGUCCAGAAACUCUUAAUAAUCCAAAAUAAUUGUUUAAAAAAUUCAACACAAAUAAGAGAAAUGGAAGCCCGGGAAAAAACAAACAAAAGAAGAAAACCAAGAUUCCUUAAAAACAAACUCAUGAAGUCAAGGCUGAAAACAGGACUGCUAGGAACUCUUAGCUUAAUAAGCAAAAAGCAACUGAGGAAUAAAGCUGCUGCUGAUGAAGGAAAAUGAGAGAGAGAGAGAGAGUGCUUUUUGUGGUUUGCUUUGGAUGCGAUAAGGAUGGAUGAGAGAGCAAACAGCAGCUUAAUGAAAAUGAUAAAAAAAAAUAUGAAAAACGUGAUGACACAGACGUGCAGGGUGAUUGCAAAAGAAAAUGCAAUAAAUGAUUUUUUUUCUAAGGCUGAUGUUGGCCUUUUUCUUUUCCCUUUUUCUAACAGCUCUUUUUUUUAAUUAUUUGCAAACUGAGGGGACCGCCUGCUGUAGUACUGAAAGCUAACUCGGCAGUCCAGGCUCUCCUUUGUCUUUUUUAUUAAAGUUUAGAAUGUUUCCUGGGUGACACUCUUGGUCCACUUUAGCAAUUUUAUUGCAGUCAUGCUGAAUCAAAUCAAAUCAAAAUUUAUUUCUAUAGCACAUAAUAAUAAAACAAAGUGAAUGGGUGCAGAAAUUCUCAGCACUUUCCCCUGACAUCGACGUCGUUCGGAUGGCAACAUCCGUUUCUCCAGACCUCUAUAUAUUGUUCAACAUCAGCGGUGUCCUUACAGGUGUAAAAGUUACGCCCUUCUAUGUGCACUAGACGCACACCUACAUACAUCACAGAUGCUGUUGUGUGGAUCCUUGAUUUCUAAGAGAACCUCAGUGGUGGAGAAGCUGGCCGUGUUUCUGGUUUAAGAGUUUUCCCUUGAAUCUGGUUGCAGUGAUGAUGCCGUUCAGAGGAUUUCCUGAGCCCCUGCAGUGACUUCCAUCACAGAAUCAGGUCUGAGAAUCUUUUAAACAUACUGUGUCAAAGAAAAUAAAAUUCUUUUCAAUUCUAUGCUCUAAUUUUUAAUGUUGAACUAUCUGAAAACUCCUCGUUAACACAGUGGUGAACCUCUUCACAUAUUUACUCAGAAAGACUCAGACUCUGAGUUGCUCCGUGUGUUGGCACAGGUAAACCUAAAUACCUGCAAAAUGUUCCACCAGGUGUUUUUUUUUUAAAAACACGUUUUUCAUUUGUACCAUUACCUCUGAAAUAUUUUGCAUGCAAAGAAUAAUUUUUUUUAAAUUCUCAGUUUUGACAUGUUGAGUUAUUACAGUUUUCUGUUAAAUGCUGGGUUUCUUAUACUUAGCGCCUUUGAAUCCACUUCAGGUUCCUAUGUCAGUUCUUUCCGGGUACUCUGGAGUCCAAGGACAUGUAUGUUGGGAUAACAGCUGACUCUGAACGGGUCAUACGUGUGAAUGGUCUGUCUCUCUGUGUGUUAGCCCUGUGACAGACUGCCUACCUGUCCGGGUUGUUCCCCGCCUCUCACCCUGUCCCAGCUGGGAUGGAUAAACAACUGUUUGCAAGUGUUUGGGUUCUGUUUAAUUUACAUUUUAAGAAGUUCCCCAAAUUUCUAGAAACAAGGUUGGAAAAAAAUGAACAAGCCACAAAUGUUUCUGAACAACUGAAUUUCACGCACAGGUUUUUAACCACUCAGAAAAUUACAUACAAAGACAUAUUUACAUUAUACACAACAUGGCCUUGUAGAACAUUCAUUCAUUAAUUAGAAAUAAGUCAUUCAUGCAAAGUUGUGAGUAUAUUUCUGGAUGUUUAAUACUGAGAUUUGUCUUUUUUCCCCACAUCUAAACUUUCAGUACUGUUACAGAUACUUUGACAUUCUCUACAUGCUGCAGUCUUUUGUUUUACUUUCACAUCCAUCACUUAAAAUAUUUUUUUAAAUUUCUGGAAUGUAAAGUUGCAUAUA
This is a messenger RNA of Oreochromis niloticus (Nile tilapia), 7470 nucleotides long. It is a transcript of the gene znf142, whose product is annotated as zinc finger protein 142. Lineage: Eukaryota; Metazoa; Chordata; Actinopteri; Cichliformes; Cichlidae. Gene Ontology annotation, molecular function: RNA polymerase II cis-regulatory region sequence-specific DNA binding; DNA-binding transcription activator activity, RNA polymerase II-specific. The transcript has 8 exons. Gene Ontology annotation, biological process: positive regulation of transcription by RNA polymerase II. The record is from RefSeq and is a predicted model, not a curated record. The coding region runs from base 284 to 5332 and encodes 1682 amino acids. Gene Ontology annotation, cellular component: nucleus.